Molecule: messenger RNA, 1153 nt
Organism: Arabidopsis lyrata subsp. lyrata
Lineage: Eukaryota; Viridiplantae; Streptophyta; Magnoliopsida; Brassicales; Brassicaceae
Exons: 1
Coding region: 220-792 (190 amino acids)
Biological process (GO): floral organ abscission
Source: RefSeq, a predicted model, not a curated record
GGUCCACCUGACACUACAUGUAUAAAAAAUAAUAAAUUCCAAAUCCAUUAUUUUAUCUGUUUUAGAAUAAAAAAGGAUAUUUUCCACGCAAAAGAUGUUCUUUUUCUAGUUUGAGUUUAACAAAAAGAAGAAACUUGUAGUUAUAAAAUUAAUAUAGAUAGAUAGAUACAGACACUCUCUUAUGGAUGAUCAUAUAAAGAUACAAUACAGUACAUAUGAAUGUUCAGUUUCCCUUACCUUUACUUUAUUUAUUUUUUAUUGGCCAUUAUAAUUGUUCCAGCCAAAGUGAGACUUAUUCAAAAGGGGUUGCUUUCAAAAGCUCAUCUCUCUCCCUCUCUCUCUCUCUCUCUCUCUCUGAAUCUGCUGAUCUCAUCACUACUUACCAUGUUUUACUCCAUCAAAAAAUCCUCAACAACACUCCAAAAACAAAAACCCACCUCCCCAAAACUGAAACAAACAAAAAAAUCUCUAUUGAUCUCUUUUUCUGGAAGUCGUAUUCGAAACUCAGAAAUAAUGUAUCCUACAAGUCCACAUCAUUGGAGAAAAAGAUUAUCAAUAAACAAACACGCUCUUCUUCUUUUGAUUCUCUGCCUCUUCUUCAUUCACCACUGCGACGCCUCGAGAUUCUCGUCAUCAAGCGUUUUCUACAGAAACCCUAAUUAUGAUCACAACAAUAACUCGAUGAGGAGAGGCCAUUUCUUAGGAUUCUUGCCAAGACACUUGCCAGUUCCAGCUUCUGCUCCUUCACGAAAACACAACGACGUUGGUAUUCAAGCCUUGUUGUCUCCAUGAUCACUCUCUCUCUCUCUCUCUCUCUCUCUCUCUCUCUCUCUCUCUCUCUCUCUCUCUCUCUUUCUCUGUCUAGAUAUAUAGUACUAUAUUUAUAAUUAAUGCAUGCACUCAUACACAAAGAGUACAAGACCAUUCAUCGAUCUCCGAUGUUUGCUUUGACAUGAAAUUAGGGUUUCAGAUGUUUGACCCCUUUAAUUGUUCCUCGAUAUUUAGAUUAUUUUUGGUUUGCAUGUAACCUAUUUUAGAGUAGAUGUGAGAGAUCUUGUGAUUAGGUUUGGGUUUUCUUAUUUUCUCACUCUUCUUCUUCUUUUUUUUUUUAUAUGUAAAUCAAGUUUACGAGAUGAGCUAUUAGAUGCAACAA